Molecule: messenger RNA, 212 nt
Organism: Funneliformis caledonium
Lineage: Eukaryota; Fungi; Glomeromycota; Glomeromycetes; Glomerales; Glomeraceae
Source: the annotation of a GenBank genome assembly
AUUAUGUGUCAGAUGAUCUUGUACGAGAUAUUUUUAAUACUUAUUUGAUAUAUACGCCUGCAACAAAGGAUGAUAAUGUAGCAUUAAGUCUUUUGAAAUCAUUUUUAUGUAGGGCAUUAAGUUUCCAUAUUGGUGAAAAAUUAAAUUCUAGUGACCAUGACCAAACUUUAAAUAAUGUAAAAAAAUUAGAUUAUGUUACAAAAGAUUUGAAA